This is a messenger RNA of Schistosoma haematobium, 1215 nucleotides long. It is a transcript of the gene MTP9, whose product is annotated as Metal tolerance protein 9. Gene Ontology annotation, biological process: transmembrane transport; monoatomic cation transport. NCBI's taxonomy places the organism in Eukaryota, Metazoa, Platyhelminthes, Trematoda, Strigeidida, Schistosomatidae. Bases 1 to 1215 code for a protein of 404 amino acids. The transcript is spliced from 10 exons. Gene Ontology annotation, cellular component: membrane. The record is from RefSeq and is a predicted model, not a curated record. Gene Ontology annotation, molecular function: monoatomic cation transmembrane transporter activity.
AUGGCUUCAAAAAAGUUAGAGGAAAUAGAGUCAGGAAACACUUUAUCAGAGAACAAUUCAAUUCCUCUUAAUUCACCAUGUGAAACAUGGAAAACGCAUCCUAUUGAGGUUUUUCGGAAGAGAUUAAGCUCUAACAUCAGAACAACUAAGACGACUUCAAAGUCAGUCAUGGAGUUUUAUCGACGACAAGAUGAACAUAUUCGUGAAUUGGAGAAGAUCGCAUCUACUACGGAGGCAGAAACCUCCGAUGUAGAAGUAACCUCCAAUCAUCAUUCUAUUAGGCGGCAAACGCGAAUUAAUACAAUGAUUAUUGGUGUUGUAUUUUGUGCCAACGUGGUACUUUUAUUGGGUAAAGCUGUAGCAUCUGCAUUAUCAGGGUCAUUAGCAAUCAUAUCGUCUUUGUUAGAUAGUUGUGUCGAUUUGGCUUCCGGUGGAAUCAUGUGGUUUGCUGCUCGUCAAAUGCGUAAAAGGAAGCCAUACAAAUACCCAGAAGGGAGAACACGACUUGAACCAUUAGCAGUGAUUGUACUCUCUGUAUUUAUGGGUAGUAUAUCUAUACAACUUGUAGCUGAAUCUGUACAAGCCAUUGUUCGUAUGUCACAAAAUAAUCAAGAGGCACCAAACGUUAAUGAUUUAGCAUUGGGAAUAAUGGCAUCCGUAAUUGUGACUAAACUAAUCUUAUGGAUCAUUUGUUUUAAAUUUGGUGGUGGAAUGGCUAUCGAUGCGCUUAAAACCGAUCAACGUAACGAUAUACUUACGAAUGCUGCAUCAAUUUUAUUUAGUGGUUUUGCUGGACGUUUACCUCCUUUACUACAACAGAAACAAUACGAAAAUCUUAAGUAUUUAGAUCCCGUUGGAGCUAUACUUAUUGGUUCUUAUAUUUUGUAUUCUUGGUAUAAACUUGGUGCUGAACAGAUACGUAAUCUAGCUGGUCAUACAGCUAAUCCAAGGUUUAUUCAAAAGAUUGCAUUCGUUUGUCUUAAUUAUCAUCCGUUGAUUGAACAAUUGGAUACCAUUAGGGCAUUUCAUUUUGGUGAAAACUUCUUGGUUGAAGUUGACAUUGUGUUACCUAAAGAAAUGUGUCUUAAAGAAGCUCAUGAUAUUGGUGAAGGGUUACAAAAGAAAUUGGAAAAAUUAGAAACAGUUGAACGAGCUUUUGUACACUUAGAUUAUGAAUUUUCACAUCGUCCAGAAAGUGAGCAUAAAAUAGUUUAA